Molecule: messenger RNA, 2156 nt
Organism: Pecten maximus
Lineage: Eukaryota; Metazoa; Mollusca; Bivalvia; Pectinida; Pectinidae
Exons: 1
Coding region: 14-1039 (341 amino acids)
Source: RefSeq, a predicted model, not a curated record
ACAACUAAGCAGAAUGAGGCUCAGACAACAACGCAUCGUCCUGUUGCUUUUCCUGUUGGUGACGAUGGCGGUCAUUCUACUAAAACAGGUGGGGAUUGGUGUCAGAACAAAAUCACUGACCUGUAACAACCGAUCUUCCUCUUCAGACAUGCUUCCGUGUAAUCCUCGGUCAAACCGUAUUACAAAAUCUGAGAAUAAUUUUAAAAUGGCAACCAAACCAAGCGUCCACGUUUUGACAAGAGGCGGAGAUGGUAGAUGGGUUGAACGGACAGGUAUGUGUGACGUCCGACAUGAAUUUGUUCGUGCGCAUCUGAAAGAACCAGCAAACACGACCAUCUUUGUAUAUGACAGGGCGUCCGAUAUAUUUGUAUCGGAGAGUAUCAUAAGUAAAGGAAUGUGGGAGGGCGAUCUUGUCAACCAAACACGUGACUUUCUGAAGGAGGACCCAGAACGUGUGUUUCUAGACCUUGGAUCAAAUGUUGGUGUGUUUUCUCUAAUGGCGGCGAAAAUUGGUCACCAGGUCGUUUCUGUUGAUUUGUUAUCAGGAAAUGUCCAAAGGCUUUGUGCCUCUAGUAUAGAAGGCCACUUCUCGGAUCGGGUAACUAUUAUUCAUAACGCACUAUCCGAUAUAAGAGGGAACGUGACAUUCAGACUAUACAAAGGUAAUGUCGGCGGGACAUCUGUAAAGACAUUAGACAGCAAUCAAAAGACAAAAAACGAAAACAUUAUCACUGCUAUAUUGCUGGAUGAUUUGUUGGAGAUUUUCAAAUUUCAGAAAGUUGUCAUCAAAAUGGAUUUGGAAACAUUUGAAGAAAAGGUGUUAAAAGGCGGUGAAAAGUUUUUUACAAAGGUCCGGGUGGAUUAUCUUUUGAUGGAAUUCGAGUACCAUCGCACCCGGCCGAGUGGUAGGUCCAUCAUAGCAAUGUUAGAUCGACAUGGCAUGAUCCCUAUGUUACCGUCUGUCCGGGACGUCCGUAAUCUGUCGGACUCGGACAUAAAGGCGUGGCCUGGUUAUGUAACGUGGAAACGAAAAAUAUGAAAUAUGGGAGGAAGUAACUAAAAAUGACUGAUGCAUGGUAUGGCAGGAUUAUCCUGCCAGGUAAAACAAAUUAAUAUUGUUCUCGUGGCGGCGUUUAGAGCCACACAUGAUUAGUCAUUGUGUAUUAAACUAUUAUUAUUGUUCACUAAUUUAGGUACCAUUCUAACUAGUGACCAGAGUCCAUGAAGAGCCGUAUUUCGAUAUAUCGGGUAUAUAGACAAACUGUACUGUUAUAUGAAGAGUUACGUGACAUUGACUGGCUAACAUGGCAUCCAAGAGAUCAGAGUUAUCGCCUGACAGUUUCGUAGAAUCACUAGUCUCACCAAGAUAUAUUGUUUACUGUGUUACAUAUAUGUAAUAUGUAACGUAACGCAUUAAUACCAUCUAUAAUUAUUAGUAUAAUUAUAUGAAAGUUAGUAAUGAUAGUAAGGUAAUGAAAUGUAUUAAUACUAUUUAUAUAUCAUAGGACAAAUUGUGUGCUUAUACGUUACUAGUACCAGGUACAAUCCAGAGACCAGAGAGAUGACGCAGAUUGUGUGUUGGAGUAGAUGUUAUCUCUUUUGCAGUAAACACUCUUUGAAAGUAAUUCAUGGUGAGGAAUAUUUGAUAUUGUGUGCUUGUACGUAUUAGUGUCAGGUACGAUCCAGAGACCAGAGAUGACGCAGAUUGUGUGUUUGAGUAGAUGUUAUCUCUUUUGCAAUAAACACUCUUGAAAGUAAUUUAUGGUGAGGAAUAUUUGGUAUUGUGUACUUGUACGUAUUAGUAUCAGGUACGAUCCAGGGAACCAGAGUGAUGACGCUGGUGGUGUGUUUGAGUAGCCAAUACUUCCAUAGUUAUCUAAAUUGUAUGAUGAGAAAUGUUAUUACCUACAAUGUUGAAGACUCCCAGGAGAGGUAUUUUGGUCAAUACUUAUAAAUACGGAUGUCCAACGUUGUCGGGAGGUCAGGGCCUCGACUAGCUACCAAAAUGCACACUUGGUGUUACGAACAUUUCUGACUCUUUGAUAGUUGGGCGCUCGAUCUCUGUUCUGCUAGCUAAUAAGGUCUCUGAUUGUAUAUGCUGUAUUUGUAAAUCUACAUAUCUACGUACUUCUAAUUAAAAGGAACUUUGAACGUAA